AAUCCCUGUGUAAUGUAAAGCGUGAAACGACGGUUUUUUAAUUGUAACUAGAUAAAACAACAACAGCAACAACACAACAGCAGCGAAAUAUGCGGACACAGUUUAUUGUAGGACGAUUUUAUGUGCGAUGAAAAUUGUACAAUUUCACAAUAUGAAAAACAACACAAUUUGUGCUAUUCCAUGGAGAUCUAACAAACUUCUAUACUGUGCUUAUGUGUUAGCGGUAUUUUGGUUUUUCAUGUACAAUAUGGAGUAUAGUUCGCACACUUACACAAAACAGACUGCAGAAGAAGUUCAAAGAGAAACCAGCAUAUGGAAAUAUUACUCAUUGCCUAAAAAUGUAGUUAAUCCAAUCAACGGAAAAUUCCUCAUUAUGAACACGUACAUCUGCGAAAGAGACGAUCCGUACAUGCUCGUCAUAGUGCCUUCUAAACCGGAUCACAUUCGGAUAAGAAACGCCAUCCGAAAAACGUAUGGUACUUUAUCACGUGACAAAAAUUCAUACGCAAAUAAUCUAAAAAUAGAACACAUAGUGAGAAUUAUAUUCGUAAUUGGGAAAUCUAAUAAUAACUCAAUAGACAACGCAACGGAUACAGAAAAUGAUAUUUUCAAGGACAUUCUAAAAGUAGAUAUGAUUGACUCGUAUCAAAACCUCACGCGGAAAAUGUUACAUGCGUUUAAAUGGAUUAAUUUAUACUGCGCAAAUGUGACCUAUAUCUUGAAAGCGGAUGAAGACGUUUUUGUUAAUAUAGCUAUGUUAUUAAAGCAGCUUAAGCAAAAUAAACCCUAUUACAAAGGUAAUAUUUUUGGGCAUAUCUUUAAUACCGACGAUCAUUUACAAGUGCAACGAGAAAACACAAAAUGGGGAGUAAAAUUCAAUGAAUACCCUCUGGACAAAUACCCGUCGUAUGCUCAAGGAACUUCAUAUACUCUAACUAGAAAUCUUAUAGAUAAAAUUGUAAACACAUCACAGUUCUUACCAUAUUUACAUAUAGAAGACGUGUUCAUAACAGGCAUUAUAUCGAAUAAAAUUCACGGUGCUCAACUUGUACAGCUGAAUGGCACAUCGAACUGGGGCGACAGUAAACCGGUGCCCUGCUACUUUGUGCAAAGCGGCCGUACAGCACAAACUUUAAUGACGCAUAAAUUGAUGUAUGCAACGUGGCAAGCGAUGCAAUCAUAUAAUGAAACAUGCCAGCCAAAGGAAAGCCAGAUUGCGGCUAGAUAGCAUUAUGUUUACUCAUAUUUGCCAUGAACUUUAUGUUUUAAUGGAUUAACAAUGAAAAAGAUAUACACGCACAUGUUAAGUAAUUAUAAAUUCUCUGAAACUAUUAUUUUAUGUAUUGUAUAUAUUAAGCAAUAAAUUAUAAAAUAAAGAUAAGAAUCGAUAUUUUUAUAACCUUGAAUAAUGAAAACAUCCUAAGGCACAAUCGC
Messenger RNA from Ruditapes philippinarum (Manila clam), 1434 nucleotides. RefSeq names its product beta-1,3-galactosyltransferase 5-like. Gene Ontology annotation, molecular function: hexosyltransferase activity. NCBI's taxonomy places the organism in Eukaryota, Metazoa, Mollusca, Bivalvia, Venerida, Veneridae. The transcript has a single exon. Bases 128 to 1228 code for a protein of 366 amino acids. Gene Ontology annotation, cellular component: membrane. The record is from RefSeq and is a predicted model, not a curated record.